Molecule: messenger RNA, 8590 nt
Organism: Mya arenaria
Lineage: Eukaryota; Metazoa; Mollusca; Bivalvia; Myida; Myidae
Product: glypican-5-like
Exons: 9
Coding region: 216-2078 (620 amino acids)
Biological process (GO): regulation of protein localization to membrane; positive regulation of canonical Wnt signaling pathway; cell migration
Cellular component (GO): cell surface; extracellular region; plasma membrane
Source: RefSeq, a predicted model, not a curated record
UUGAACGAACAAGGAUCGGAGAGGGCAAGAAAACUUACAUUCGUCAAAAUAAUGACCUAGAAUAAGGAACACGCAGAAAUUAUGUGACAAUAUUGUGAAAAUAUACAUAAUCUGUUGAAGGAUAUUCAAAGAUUAAACUGUCAUUAAAUAUAACUAGGAUUAUUUUACUUUCUUCAUCGUGUGUUUCGACCUAUAGAUUUUGGACAAUUGUAGCCAUGGGUCUUUUCGGGAUGUUUAGUUUAUUUAUUUUCUGCCUGUGUUUUGGAUUAAUAAAAACGCACAAUUCCGACUUGAAAUGUGAUACAGUAAAGGAGGAAUUUUCAAAAAUCAGCAAAGACAAUUUGGUGCCUGAUUUACCAACGAUAGACGAAGGCCUGCGUGUCUGUUCACGGUCGUUGACAUCCCAGCAGGCGACGUGUUGUUCCCAGGACAGUGAGCUCGCGUAUCUGAGGGCAUCGGAGAGUUAUCUCCUCAACAACGUCAGGGCCCGCAACUCUUUCCUGAAAAUCAAACUCACAACACAUCUGGCAGACUAUCAAGGGAAGGUGCUAGCGUUGGUCCACCACACUUUGAACAGUACGAGUGCCAAAUUGACGGAGUGGUACGGCAUUCCGCCAGAGGAACAUAAACCUAUCGUACAUUCAUUGUUCUCAACAGUAGAACAGUAUAUUUCUCUAAAAAAUGUGAUAGUUCAGGAUAGUGUAUAUACAUUUUUUGACCACAUCUUUCCUGUGAUUUUUAAAAAUGUGAUUUACCAAAGUUCACAAACGUGGACGCAUCACAAUAGUCACUGUUUGACCACGCAUAGACAGGCGAUAAAACCGCAACCAUUCGGGCAAUAUCCGGAAGAGAUUUCCACAAGUUUGAGUAGCGGAUUGGCAUUAGCACGAGCAUAUCUAGAAGCAUUGAAUAUUAUUUUGGAGACAGUUAAUACGACAGAUAAUAUUUUGAUUGAAGAUGAGUGUAAGCACGCGCUCGUGCGUCUCCAGUAUUGCUCACACUGUCGCGGUUUCGUGAGCGUUAAACCAUGCAAUGGCUUCUGUUUGGAUGUCAUGCGAGGGUGCCUUUCGAAUAUGGCUGAAAUCGGCUAUGAGUGGAAUAACAUCAUAACGUCUGUGGAAGGGUUAGUUCGUGAGAUGAGUGAAAAAAGUCUGGAUGAAGUAUUUAAACGCCUCAGUGUUGGAAUAACUGAUGCCUUAUUCAAUGCGGUCACAUCAUCUUCAAAUUAUUAUGAAAAUGUGGCAGAGUUAUGUUCCAUCACCACAGCAACGACUGGAGGGGCACGGCCAGAACCCAAAACUCCAGACAUUUCCCGUUCAUCUGUGAGCCAUGUAGAGGUGAUGGGUCCACUGUCCAUGGACGUUAUGAAGGUCACCCUUGACCUUGUCGAUUCCAAGGGCCUCUAUAGCAAUCUGGCAGACGACAUUUGUGCCGAGCCUGCCAAGUUUGAACAAGAUCCGCUCAGUGGCACCUGCUGGAACGGAACAGAAGUGUCUGUGUAUGUUCGAAGCCCGGUAGAUGUAGACAUUCUCGAGCAGGCUCGUAACAACCCAGAGGUCAAGGUGUCGCUGGUUCUGCACCCUGAUCUCCGCAACCUGAAGGACAAACUAUCCACAGUUAACCAGGUUUUACAGUCACAUACCCAUAAAAGUGAGCGCUCUCGUUACCGUAGCAGCAUGAUAUCCGACGAUCCAAUCGUCCUACACAUGAGUGGCGAUGGUCGACCAAUAGGAAAUGUCAACAUUCAGGGGGGAACAACUCUUUUUGAUGACGAGGACUUGACAAACUAUAUAUCAGGAAGCGGCAGUGGUCAGGAUGAACCGAUCGAUACGGUUGUCGACACCGGGGGCUCACAGAAAAUCGAUGUUGUCUUGGAAGAUAAUAACGGAUUUAAUGGAGGAGGAGAGCCUAGUUAUGAAGUGAACCAGGGCGGAAAAUUAGGGCAGCCACCGCGGUCCACCCCUCGCCCAAACUCCAACAAACAAACUCCACGCUCAGCCGCCCCACCCUGUGGCGUACCUUCAACCUUCACAAUGUUGCUGGCUAUACUGUUGUACACUCUGCUUACACGGAGAUAGUGGAAAACUGGAUUGUUAGGGUGGAGCUAUAGUGGGAAAUUGGACUGUUGGAUUAUGUGGGAGAAGGAAGCAAAGGGCUCGGUCGAGUGCCACUCUUUCAAAAUAAACACAUAAUUGUGGCCAUUAUUUAAAUGCGUUUGUUUGCAGUAGCAGUAGUGUUUUGUGCUGUACCAUUCAAAAUAAACAACCCUACAUGGCCAUUCAAACAAAACAUUGGUUUGCAAUGCCAUGGAGUACGUAAUUAAAAAGGAAUAAAAAUUCUUAAUAAAUUGUUAGUUUGGUCAUACCAGAAUACAUUUUUAGGUGUUGGUAGGAACAUGUAGGUACAAGAUACAAGAAUCUUUAUUUAAAGUUGGGUAUAUGAUAACAAGAAACAUUAACUCAAUGAGCUAUUUUCUGAUAUGAAUAACAAACAUACAUGAUAAUACUCUGGUGACCUUGAAAUAAAAGUAUAUAGUUAAGGAGUAGGUGUUUUUUAUUUAUUGUUUUUUCUUCCUUAAUUCUGUAGUAAAAAGCAGACGAAAAUCAUCUUAAAGCUACGCAGAUGCUAAAAAUACUUCAGGAUUGUGGGUAUUUUUUUUAUAAAUUGUCACCUUAUCACAGUUUUUUAGUUUGAAUUUGUACAAAAUAACAUAUGACGUAAAUAUAUUUUGGUUUACCUAAAACCAUUGAAAGCAACUGCAAACAAACUUGUUUUAUUAAUGAAAGCCAUUAUUUCUUGUUGUCAAAUGGUGAAGCUUGAGGCAAUCCGACUUCAGUUUUUUAACAUUAAGAGUUUCCAUAGUUUCAUUACACCAUAAACUGUUUUAUGUUGCUUUUAUUUACUGAAAGUAUAUUUCAAGGAAUUAAGAAUUAAUGCAUAAAUGUCCUUACAUAAGUGAAAUCUCUUGUAUGUUUAGUACAGUCUUGCAUUCAUUUUGUCUUUUAACUUAUUUUAAUGCUUUUUCGAGGAACUUUAAAAUGUCAUAUAAAACAUAAUUUUACAUGUUUUAGAAUGCAAUUAAAUCAGUUUUAAAUAAGGCGUUAAAAUCUUAAAUACAUUUUAGUUUUUGUAUUAUAUAUUGUCAUUUCAUUAAAUUGAUUUUAAGGUAUAAAUUAUGUAUUUACUUCUUAUGAUUGUAAAAGAGAACAUCUUGUACUUUGUUGAAUAUGAAGUCAUAUUGUAUUUUGCAUAUAUAUUUCUCAAAAUGUGUUGUUAUCCAUCAGUUGUUAUAUUAUGUCUGUAAACAUAAUUAAUAAUAAUAUUUUGUAAAAAUAUAUAUAAUGUGUGAAACACAGAAGUUGUUAUAACUGUUUGUCUUGCAUGUUUAAGAUAAUGGCCUUUUCACAGAUAGUGUGCUGGUUCCCGUAUUUUACACUGCAUAUUUUCACUGGGAUACGUUCCUGAUUCUAGACAAUGUCAAUGUAAUUCAGACUAUCCCAAAAUGGAUAAUCUUUGUAGCGAUUUUGGGGAAAACUUCGGAAAGAACGGUAUCUGUGAAAAAGUUGAUGCAUGUAUUAUAAAAAAUAGUGUAUUAUUAUCAAAAAAAUUGUUUAUAGUUAUAUAUUGAUAAAGGUACAUGGAAGGAGGGAAUAUAUCGUAUGCGGAAAUAAUGUGUAAAUAUAAUUUUCAAAAGAGUCGCAUGUAAUAUGUAUAUUUAAAAUUUAAAAAGUGUCAUACAUUCGAUAAAUACGGGCCUUUUAAUAUGAGAUUUUGCAUAAAGUAAUAUCUUUACAUUUAUGUAUUUUAUCACACUCAUAGAUGGCAGUAUUUAAGCGAGGGAUGAUGAUUUUUUUUUAAGAGUUGCUAUUUAAUAUUGAAUUUAUUAUACAAGUUAUCUAAAAUUCCUGGAGCCGAGCCUUUAAAUCGCAAAGAAUGUUACAUUUUAUUUAUAUAUCAUAAUUUUAUCAGAAGUACCAUUUUGAUUAUUUACAACGCUAAUUGAAAAUAACGUUGCUACAUAUAUUUGCACACAUUUUCAACGCUAUUCAUUUAUGACGUCACAUCAAAAGUCAUUACAAAAGAUAUAUAUAAAAGAUAUAUAAUUAUGUUUUUUCAUGAAGGAAUAUACGAUCUGAAACAAUUUCAUUUUUUUUAUGUUUAUAUACAUAAUAGAUAAUAUUAUAUAAAUAAUAACAUAUAAAAAAAUCACCAUCCCUGACGAUACUCCUACCAUCACUCAAGGCAAUAUUACAUUGUUUUAUGAAAAAAAUCUAAAUAACUAUUAAUUUUUUUUUUUUUUUAAAUUAUUUAAAAAAAAGCAUUACUUCGUAAUAAAGGUUUUUGAACCAGUUAGAAAAGUAAUCACAUAUAAUUAGGUUUUACAAAAAUGAUGUAAUUUUCCUUACAGAAUCAUUGACAAAUCCUAUCUAUACACCAUAAAAUCUGCCUCCAUUUUCUACGAAUUCUCUUAAGUUUCCGCAGCCAAUUAAAACUGUUUAAGUUAUUCACAAAUUAACUUUUGGCUAGUUUGCGCCAAAAACCAAUCUGAUUGGUCAAAAAUAGUUAUUGAAUAAAUAUUGACCAAUCAAUAAACAUUUUGGCUAACUUUAACCAAACCAAAGAAUUAACCAGUUUUAUAUAAUUGGUUGCUGCUGUUUUAGUAUUUAAGCAGACAAAAGCAUGCUUUUUAUAGCAAUAAUGUUUUUUGUCCACUCAUGAAACAAAUUUGGCCAGUUUUAAACAGCAUUUUCCUCAGGUUUCGCAUACGGAUAAUUAAGUGUGUGAGAAAAAUCAUCAAGAAGUGUGAAAACUUACUAGAACUUACCAGUCAUUGUCCAUGGGAAGUGUGAAUUUUUUCAGUUUUAUUUUUAUUUGUAUUUUUGUUGUCAUUGUUUUUUAAGCUAAAAUGUAGAAAAUACCAAUUUAAUUAUUAUUAAUUGUAUAUCACAUGAGAAAUAUAACAUCUCAAAGGCCAAAACAAAAAAUUAUCCUGCAAAGUGAAUGCUACAUUAAAAUAUUCAGAAAUAUGGAAUCAAAAUCUAUAAGAGCAGUGAAAUAUCAAAAAUGUUAUAUUUUAACAGCAAUGAAAAUAACAGCAGUGUAAAUAACAUGAAAUUUCGCUGAAAAGAAUUAGAAUAAAUUUACAGUAACAAUCAUAGUUAUUUAUUGCAAUGUAUAUUAAAAUAUUGAUUACAUACAUGUACAGGUCAUGGACAAUGAUUGGCAAGAUUUUCUGGUGUUUUGGGUUGUUAUUUUUAAAAUUGUAUAUCAUAUAUUUUUGUGGGGGAAAAAUAUACAUUGAAAUUAAAUUUCAAUGUGUAUUAAUUGUACUAAUUAUGGAAAUGUUGCUAUAAUGUUUAAAAGACGUCUGUGAUGUGUAAAAAUGGAACUGGUUUUUUGACAGCAUGACAUGUAUUGUAUAGAUAUGUUUCAAAUUAAAACGAUGUUAACCUUCUUGACUGACAGUUAUUGUUAAGAUAAAUUUUGCGUCAACGGCGAAGCAUGGCCGAAACAGGGAUGACAAUACGUUCCCGAUCAACAGUGUUUGAACAACUUGUGUUGAGUCUUCAAACUUGGUAUUCACAUUGGUCAUUGUAGAUGACCUUAAUUUAUGGUCAAAGGUCAAGGUCAAACUGACCCUCACUUGAACAAAUAAUGGCGCUCCUGACAGGCUACUUUUUGAUAAACGUAGCUGAUUUAAAUGCUCAUAAUAAACCUCAUUCAUAUAGCUUUUUUGUAAAAAAAAGAUGUCUAUAUUUUCUCGGAAGAAAAAUAUUUUAGAAAUAAAUUGUUGUAAUACCAAUUAAACCAGCUACCAGAAAGCCAGUUCCAUAACUAGAAUAGGUAUUGUUAUUUUAAAGUUUUUUCAAGGAAGGUAUAUGAAAAUUAUUUUAACCUUUCUACGUAAUUUGUAUGAAUAUUGAAAUGUGAUUAGUUAAGAUUCUAAACUUAAGUUAAAAAAUAUAACUACAGUACUGAUUUUUAUUGAAAAUAAUAUGCUAGGGGGAGAAUUGCAAGGAAAAAAACAGUUUUUGUUGUUGUUUUUUAUCUAAAGAAUGAAUUUUAAGAUCCUUCUGAAAUCAGCGUGAAAUGGACUUGGAUUUUAUUGUCAGAAUCUUGAUACAAUCUUUAGUUAGUACACAGGCAAUAAUUGUAUCAUAUUAAGUAGAGAACCACCAUAUUCUAUAUACAGUCGAAACCCUUUAGCUUGAUAUCACAGGGACUGGCCAAAUACCUUGAGCCUCGCCAAUAUCGAGCCAAGCGUAAAUGCUUUCAAAAGUGUUCAACAAAAUCGUCCCUUUACAUCCAGUUUGAGCCAAUGAUAAAAUCAAGCCAAGUGAUAAUCAAGACGACUUGUUUCCACUGUACAGUAAAAUUUGGUACUGCUUCAUAUGUUUUUGUGAAAACAAGUUUUAUUUUGCAAUUUAAAAAAUAAAGUUAUUAGAUGAAUGUUUUGUUCUAUCAACAUCUUUAUUCAGUAAACUUGUCACAUUAAACGUUAGUUAUAGUUGGGAAAAGAGUUGGGGGAUUUUCAGAGUUCAAUUUUGACCUGUGAAAUUUGGAAAAUAAAUGAUGUUAUUUCAUUUUAUUAUAUUCCAGAAAAUUUUGUUAAAGCUAAAAGCUUCUGUAAAUUAUUUAUAAAACUGUAUAAACAUAAAGAAUUCAUUUUUGUCACAUAUAAUGGGUCAUUUUUUCAGAACUUUGUGUCAGUAAGCAUUAUGUCCUUACAUCAUAGUUAACUUUUUAACGUGAAAUGUUCACAUAUUAAAAUAUAAACAAUUACAUCUGAAACAAUGGUCUCAAAUCAUGUGAGAAAUACUGCAGAUCACAUUUAACUCUCAGAGCAGGAACAAGUUGGACUAUGACAACGAUGAUGCUAACAAAGUGGUUAAUUUAUCAAAGUUCUGACCAAUCGGCCCAUUAUUUAUGUUUGUAUGAUAGAAGUACAUAUGUUGAUGUAUAAUAGACGUGUGUUCUUGAACUAAUUUGUCUUUCAUUUAAAAUUUCACCACAUUCUCAUUUUGUGUCUGUAAAUAGCUUGAAAUUAUUUCCUUUGUCUAUAGUAAUCUUUUCAUCAUAAAUAAUUCUACAAUUUCAUAGAAGUAAUAACAUGACCAACUACAAAAUAGGAAAUAAGUCUGUUAAAAGUCCUCCAAGAUUAAAAUUUAAUUUGAUUUAUUAUUUGUAGUUUCCAUGGCAAUACUUCUUGUAGUUGAAAAGCAUGUAAACGUACAGAUAUUAUUGUUCAUAACAGCAGUUAGAUUUCGGGCUUUUAUCUUGUGCAUCUAAACAGCAUUUAUCAGGCCAAAAACAAUUAAUUGUUUGUUUAGGGUAACCUUCCAAAAUUUUUUAGGUAGGGUAGGUAGGGAUUUUUUUUUUUUUUUUUUUUUUUUUUUUUCAAAUUCUGUCGUAAGUUCAGAGUGUUUCCUUGCACAUGGCAGUCUUUCCUACAUUACUGUCAUUGCCUGACUUUGUUUUAUCAUAUUAACAAUAAUUCUGAUCGUCCAAUUCACAUUUAUCCGCCCUUAGUAACUCUCUAUUCGCUAACGAAUAUCUUUUUGCUCAGAAACGGAAAAAAAUAGUUAGGGUUGGCGCAUUUUUAUAGGUAGGGUCGGGUUACCCGAAACAGACAUAUUUUUUUUUUAGGCCUAACUGAAAGUUUGACUACUAGGAUUGUCUCUGUAGUUUUCGUUGUAAUGGUUAACAAUUACUACUUGGUAAAAAGUAUGUUGUUUGUAACUUAUCAUGAAAAAAAUCAAAAGAUAAAUUAGUCUAUUAUGUUGAAUUUUAUUUAAAAGACUUUUUGGAACCUUUACUCCAAAAUAAAAAAUUCUAAUAUGGUCCGACUUUGUUCUGUAAAUACAAAAUUGUUUUAAGUGUGAGAGACUUGGGCAAUCAUGAAAUGAUUGUCAUUGUUUUAUUUAUUUUAUUCUCUUAUGAGUCUUUGUUUGUAUUUUUUAUUUUAUUUUUGAUAUUUUACAUGGAUAAGAAUGGUUAUUCACAAUCUUCCCUUAAUGAUAAGAUAAAAACAAUGUUUAAAUUUGAACUGAUUUAUCCUCCUUUUAUAACUUAGCAAUAAUGUUUUUAAAUCUAAAGUAAGGUAUUAAUGACCAAACAUGUUUUAUAAUACUAUUUUUGAAACAUAGAACAAUGUUUUUUUAACCACCAUUUUAUAACUUUUAACUCUAACUUUGUAUGGACUUAAACUUAUUUGGUAAUACUAAUCCUAAGCCAUUGAGCUGUGAAAAGCCGAAAAAACAUUGAUAUUUUGACAAAAAACAACAACAGAGUAUAAAAGAAUUAUACACAUUUUGAAUUAAACAAACUAAAAAACAAAAUUAAAAACUAUAUAAUGAGCAAAACUACUGACUAGUUUUGCCUUUUAUUACAAAUUUGAAAUAUCAUAUAAACCCCAUUAUUUAUUAUAUUUUAAGUGGAAUUGUUUAAUCCUUCUUUUCACUAUUAAAUUUUGUGCUGAUAAAAGUUGUGCUUCUUCAUGUAUAUAGUUAAAAAUCAUUAUUAAGUAUUGAUGCCAUCAAACAUAAAUAUGUUACUUUGGAGACGCUUCAAAUAAAUGUAUAAAAAUCAA